This is a messenger RNA of Gossypium raimondii (Peruvian cotton), 1104 nucleotides long. Its product is annotated as F-box protein At3g56470. The coding region runs from base 1 to 1104 and encodes 367 amino acids. The transcript has a single exon. The record is from RefSeq and is a predicted model, not a curated record. NCBI's taxonomy places the organism in Eukaryota, Viridiplantae, Streptophyta, Magnoliopsida, Malvales, Malvaceae.
AUGCAUUCCAAGAAAAAAACAAUUGCAGAUGUCUCAAGCUGGGCUAAUAUGAUGGACGAUCUUUUGACACACAUUGCACGCUUGACUCGUUCCCCUCGACAUCAUAUUCGUAUGACCGCAGUCUGUCGUUCUUGGCGAGCUUCCCUCGCGGAUCAAAAAAUCAACUUCCCUGCAGUUUGUUUAAUGCUACGAGAGGGUGGCAACUGUGACAAUUAUAAUUUCUACAGUAUGUGGGAAGAAAUCUUCGAUGAGCUCGAUUUACCGGAGUUACGAGGAAGGAGAUAUUGGGGAAGUCCUUUUGGUUGGUUGGUAUCACAUGGCCUCAAUUGCGAAAUUCGACUGUUUAAUCCAUUCUCAAGAGCUACCUUUCCCCUUCCUAAAAAUCACUCGCUUAUAGAAAAACUAAUAUUAUCUAUAAAUCCCGAAGAGCCGAACUCUAAUUGUAUAGUUUUUGCAAUUUAUUGGGGUUUUCUCGAUCGUCGAUACAUUGCUUUUGCAAAGCCCGGUGAUCUAGCAUGGCGUACUCUGAGUUACGACGGCAACGAUAAUGAUGAUGGUUUUAAGUUUUUAAUUGAUGACGCCAUUUAUUUCAAGGGUAAUUUCUAUGGUUGUUUAAAUACUGGUGAGAUUGUUUUAUUUGAAGACUUACAUGGAGCUCAUCCAAAAGCCGUGGAAUUUGCCCCACAGCCUCCAAAUUUUCAUGGUGGUCGCACCUGUUAUCUAUUUGCUUUAGGUGAAAAUCUCUGUAUGACAUGUCGCGAUCCAUGUGAUGACGAUGACGAUUAUGAAUGCAAUGGUUAUACGAUUUUCAAAUUAGACAUGGACACUAAGAGUUGGGAGAAGAUUUAUUCAUUGGGGGAUAGGUCUUUGUUCUUGGGAAAUUGUUGCACUUUCACUGUUGCCGCCGCUGAUUACCCUGGUUGCAAGCCUAAUUGCAUUUACUCCACGGAGGAAUCUAUUCACGUCGAAAGCAUCGGCAUCUAUGAAGUAGAAAAAAAUAGGGACAAAGAUAUAGGUUUGGAGCCUUUCCCCAUGUCAAAACAAGUAGAACAUCUCCUCCCUUCUUUAUCUCCUCCGGUUUGGAUCAUUCCAUACCCUCUUUAA